CGCAGCCCGGCGCGCUCCUCUCCCCCCCACCCAAUCCGCCCCUUUCAACCAUCUAGCUUUAUUUGAACCUAAGAAGUGAACAACGGACACCGGGCGAGAGGCCUUAAGCAAAACACAAGAACCGAGAGUAUCCAUAUUUCUGUUUCUGUGUCCAGUAGAGUUUUGAUUCAUCAUGGAUAAUCUGUCACCAGAAGAAAUUCAGCUAAAGGCUCACCAGGUUACUGAUGAGUCUUUGGAAAGUACAAGGAGAAUCCUGGGAUUAGCCAUCGAGUCUCAGGAUGCGGGAAUCAAGACCAUCACUAUGCUGGAUGAACAAGGGGAACAACUAAAUCGCAUAGAAGAAGGCAUGGAACAAAUAAAUAAAGACAUGAGAGAGGCAGAGAAGACUUUAACAGAACUCAACAAGUGCUGUGGCCUUUGCGUCUGCCCUUGUAAUAGGACGAAGAACUUUGAGUCUGGAAAGAACUAUAAGGCAACAUGGGGGGGUGGUGGAGACAGCUCAUCCAGCAAUGUGGUAUCUAAGCAACCAGGCCGAGUAACCAAUGGUCAGCCUCAGCAAAGCACAGGAACAGCCAGCGGUGGAUACAUCAAACGUAUAACUAAUGAUGCCAGAGAAGAUGAGAUGGAAGAGAACCUGACUCAAGUGGGCAGUAUUCUAGGCAACCUAAAGAACAUGGCUCUGGACAUGGGCAAUGAAAUUGAUGCUCAGAACCAGCAAAUACAGAGGAUCACAGAAAAGGCUGACACCAACAAGGAUCGGAUUGACAUUGCCAAUACAAGAGCAAAGAAACUCAUUGACAGCUAGAGCCGUGCUGUACUUCUUUACCAGUUACUCAGUUCUCUAGCUCCUCCUAAGCCACUACCUGUUCAGAGUUUGAAAGUUUGUGAAAGAAGGACCAGAGGAGGAA
Molecule: messenger RNA, 908 nt
Organism: Peromyscus eremicus (cactus mouse)
Lineage: Eukaryota; Metazoa; Chordata; Mammalia; Rodentia; Cricetidae
Gene: Snap23
Product: synaptosome associated protein 23
Exons: 8
Coding region: 173-805 (210 amino acids)
Biological process (GO): synaptic vesicle priming; synaptic vesicle fusion to presynaptic active zone membrane; exocytosis
Cellular component (GO): synaptobrevin 2-SNAP-25-syntaxin-1a-complexin I complex; plasma membrane
Molecular function (GO): syntaxin-1 binding; SNAP receptor activity
Source: RefSeq, a predicted model, not a curated record